AGCCAGUCAAGGGGAAUGUUUGCCAAGUGUUUAGCCGAAGCAGAACCUACACCGCCGACGGGGGACUUGAUGAAAUUGGGACUCGUAAAUGCACUUCCAUUCAUCGGAUUCGGCUUCCUGGAUAACUUCACCAUGAUUAUUGCGGGCGACUACAUCGAGCACACGCUCGGCCUGUUUAUGUGCAUCUCGACGAUGGCGGCGGCCGCCCUGGGCAACACUAUCAGCGACGUCAUCGGCAUCGGGUCCGCCUUCUACGUGGAGAAGCUGGCCGAGAUGAGCGGCGUACGGCCCCCGAAGCUGACCCCGAUCCAGCUCGAGAUGAAGGCGAGCCGACGAGCGGCCAACCUGGGUCGCGUGUGGGGCAUCACAAUCGGAUGCCUGCUGGGGAUGUGCCCGUUGCUGUUCAUGAAGGACGAGGACAAGGGGGACAAGAAGAAGGGCGAUAAAAAGGACAAUGGCGAGGAUGCCAACAGCCAGACCACGCCAGAGCUGGUGGUCCUGGAAGGCAGCAGCAAGUAAAGACGAUGAUACCUUCGCCACGGGUUCAGUCAGUUAUAAGAUAUUGUUCGCGCGUACUUUAUACGGCUCAGGCGGCUCGAAGUGCCGCGCACUCUGUUUGUGUUAUUCAACGAUUACUUUAUACAAAGCUGUUAUGACUUUCUAUUUAUUCUGUACAGUAAUCGAAACUGUGUAAAUAAUACGUUUGUGGUCUCACCGCGCUCAACAUUAUAACAGAACCUAACUCACAUUUUCACCCCUUAACCAACUCUAGAGAAUAACUUUGUUAAACGAUGCGUUUCUUGUUAAUAUAGACUUUUUCAACACACACACACACUAGUCUUUCAAAAAGUUAGGAGAAUGAACGCUAACUUAACUUUUAAGGUACCUAACUCUCGUCGCCCAGAAGCAAACUUUGGUGCAGAACAACCGUGCGUCUCCACACCUCCAAUUACAGACAGACAAAUUUGGCUAGAGCCAAACAGUUUGUGCCGCCUCAAGUAUAGAGCUAAACUUAUGUUGCAUUUAGCACAGCAAUCGUGGCUCAUUUUGCUUCAUUAUGUGUAGACACUAGGAACAGGAACAAAAUUGUACUUAUUAUAUUCUCAUUCUGGAGUAAUUACUUAUUAGAACACAAUUGGGUCCACUAGAAUUGGCAAACGGUAAACACUACUAAUAUAUAAAAACGAAUUAGAGUUAGAGGUACAAAGAGCAAGAAUUGAGUGAUUUUAGGUCAAAUAAAUCUUUCAAAACGAAAUACGAUCCCGGAUAUGUAAGUGCUGAAAUAAAACGAAAAUUUUAAAU
Messenger RNA from Culex quinquefasciatus (southern house mosquito), 1302 nucleotides. RefSeq names its product transmembrane protein 65. The record is from RefSeq and is a predicted model, not a curated record. Lineage: Eukaryota; Metazoa; Arthropoda; Insecta; Diptera; Culicidae. The transcript has 5 exons. Bases 16 to 519 code for a protein of 167 amino acids. Gene Ontology annotation, cellular component: mitochondrion.